UACAUGAAUGCACCAGCAGGCGCUCGGGCACGCGCAGGGUGCGAGGCGUCGCGAGCGACCGCGGGAAGGAAGGAGACGCAGAAAAGGAGAUCGAUAGAUCGAGCUCCGCUAAACAGGUGGUCGGUAAGAGAGGCACAGAGGGAGAGGGAGACUCCCACAUACAUCAGAUUACAAUGUCGUACUGGGGGGAGAGAGGCAGAAAGACGGCGCUUUAGCGGAUCAACCAGCGAAAGACCCUAAACCAAACAGAGAGCCCCCAGCGCCUCAUGCCGCUUCUGGACUUCUUCCGACUCUUUUCGCCGGGCUUGGGAGCAUCGAGCGGGCGCGGAAGGACACCAUGAAAGUGACGGUGUGCUUCGGAAGGACGCGCGUGGUCGUGCCGUGCGGGGACGGUAACAUCCACGUGCACGCGCUCGUCCAACAAGCCGUCAUGAGGUACAAAAAGGCCAUCGCCAAGGACACCAGCUACUGGCUGCAGGUGCACCGCCUGGAACACGGAGAUGGUGGCAUCUUGGACCUGGAUGACGUUCUGUGCGAUGUGGCAGAUGACAAAGACCGGCUGAUCGCCAUCUAUGACGAGCAGGAACCACACCAUGGCGGUGACGGCACCAGUGCCAGUUCCACUGGCACCCAGAGCCCAGACCUCUUCACCACCGUGGACCUCAGCACGGGCGGUGGUGCCUCUGCCUUUCAGCCCUACCAGGCGGCUAGCGAAAUCGAAGUCACACCGUCAGCCCUGCGCACCAACAUGCCCCUGCACGUCCGCCGCAGUAGCGACCCUGCUUUGCUGUGUCUCAAUGGGCCAUUCAGUGGUGGUGGCGUUGAUUCGCGGGCCCAAGGGGAAGAACCUCCGUCGCGAAAGAACCCAACCCGAUGGUCCACCACGGCCGGCUUCUUAAAAGCGCGCCAUGCCUCGGCCACCAAUAGCCUGGAGAGAAAGGGUAAAGGCUUGGACACGUACCGCAGCCUGCCCAGGGACGCUGGAACAUGGGCCAAUCAGAGAGAGUUUCAGAGGGAGACUGCACGCUCAUCCCUCAGUGCCAAUCACCCAAUGGUAGACCGAUGGUUGGAGAGGCAGGAACAGGAGGACGAGGCAAGAGAGCAAGAAAAUGGUCGCAUUGAGCCAGUGGGCAGAGCUGAAUCGUGCUUGGACCACACCGCCUCCACCCCUAGGUCUCUCGAAGACAUAAUCAAAGUAGUGGAGGUGACAAAUGACGGCGGGCCCCUGGGAAUCCACGUGGUGCCUUUCAGUGGCAGAGACCGCAGGACUCUUGGCUUGUUGGUCAAGCGUCUGGAGCGAGGUGGCAAAGCCCAGCAGCAGUCCCUCUUCCAGGAGAAUGACUGUAUCGUCAGAAUCAAUAACGGAGACCUCCGGAACAUUCGCUUUGAACAAGCCCAGAACAUGUUCCGCCAGGCCAUGCGUUCUUCCGUCAUUCUGUUCCACGUGGUGCCGUCUUCGUUGAAAGCCCACUACGAGCACCUAUCCCAGGCCGAGAGGAAUCCAGCAUACUCGUCAGGCCGCUUCAGCGCCGACUCUGCAUCCGACGGCACGGAUCCCGCGCCUCAUAGGAUGUCCCGGCACGGCUCGCAGAAGCACCCGAAUACUCACCCGCAUCAGGAUCAACCAGACGGCUACCCGCCCAGCGUUCACGCACCUGUUGUCUCCGCCGCCAAACCUCCCACUGGUCAAAUCCAAUCGCCACAAAAGGGGCAGACUUCCACUCUGACUCCUGGAUACAACAAGAAGGUUGGGAGGAGGCUCAAUAUUCUGCUCAAGAAAGGGCCGGAAGGAUUGGGCUUCAGCAUCACGUCGCGAGACGUCCCCAUCGGGGGCUCGGCGCCCAUCUAUGUCAAGAACAUUCUACCGCGGGGAGCCGCCAUUCAGGAUGGACGCCUCAAGGCUGGCGACAGAUUACUGGAAGUCAACAGCAUCGACUUGAAUGGUCGCAGGCAGGAGGAGGUGGUGUCCAUCCUCAGGGCCACGCCCAUGGGGGGCACAGUGGGGCUGCUGAUCCUCCGCCAGGAAGACACCGUACUCCCUCAAGAAGCACAGAGCAGCGAGGUCCAGAUGCAGAUGCAAAGCCUCAGAGAUUUGAAGCCUGAGGAAGACGAACUCGUGCUGACGCCGGAUGGCACUCGUGAGUUCCUGACCUUUGAGAUUCCGCUCAGCGACUCGGGCUCUGCGGGAUUAGGUGUCAGUGUCAAGGGGAACCGCUCCAAGGAGAACCAUGCUGACCUUGGCAUCUUCGUCAAGUCCAUCAUCAACGGAGGCGCUGCGUGCAAGGAUGGGCGCCUGCACGUGAACGACCAGCUGAUAGCUGUCAACAGCGAGUCGUUGCUGGGCAAGACCAACCAGGACGCAAUGGAGACGCUGCGCAAGUCCAUGUCUACUGAGGGGAACAAACGCGGCAUGAUCCAGCUCAUCGUGGCCAGACGGGUCAACAAGAGGAGCCAGGAGGCACCAGGGGGGCCUCUGGGACCUCAGCAAAGCACGAACACUUUGUCUCUAGACGAGCACGAACGUCGUAUCUCCCACUCCCUGUAUGGCGCUCUGGAGGAUCUGGAUGACAACUUGAUGCCUCGACAAGGCAUGAUGCCACGCACAGUUGGCACCUACCAGCUUUCGCCGACUGUUAACAUGCCGCAGGACGACACGGUCAUCAUUGAGGAUGAUGGGCCGCCGCUCCUCCCUCCUCACUUGUCGGAUCAGUCGUCGUCCAGCUCCCAUGAUGACGUCGGUGGGAGUGGAGGUGGAGGUGGCAGUGCUGGCAACGGCGGCGUCUUCAGCACUGACGUGACGCCGUCCUGGGCACGAGAGAUCCCUGCUCCCAAGGACAGCUCGCAGACUCCGAACGAGAGCCACGCCGCCGACGCUGCCUUCCAGCGGGAAGGUUUCGGCCGCCAGAGCAUGUCGGAGAAGCGCACCAAGCAGUUUGGAGAUGCCUCCCAGUUGGACAUCAUCAAGACGCGCAAAUCCAAGAGCAUGGAUCUAGUAGCCGACGAGAUUAACCUCAGCCGUCGUCCUGACAUCAACACAGGUUCCUCCACGAGGGACGUGGGCCCGUCAUUGGGCCUGAAAAAGUCCAGCUCCCUGGAGAGUCUCCAGACAGCCGUGGCCGAGGCGACGCUAAACGGCGACCUUCCUUUUCAUCGUCCUCGUCCUCGCAUCAUCCGGGGCCGUGGCUGCAACGAGAGUUUCCGCGCCGCCAUCGAUAAGUCGUAUGAUCGUCCGGCUGCCACGGAAGACUACGACGAGGGCAUGGAGACGCUGGAGGAGGACACCGAGGAGAGUUCUCGCUCUGGUAGAGAGUCCGUGUCCACGGUGGCCGAAUUGGCGCCACUGUCGCCGGGCGGAGAAAAGACAAUGUCGACGACGUUGAUCAACGGCAGCUCGAGAGGCAAAGAUGACAAAAAGAAAGACAAAGGCGGCAAAGACAAGAAGAAGGGUGAUGCGCAGAAAGACAAAGAAAAAGACAAGGAGAAGGGAAAAGCGAAGAAAGGAAUGCUCAAAGGACUCGGAGACAUGUUCAGGUUCGGGAAGCACCGCAAAGAUGACAGGAUGGAACGAAAAGGUUCCAGCAAAUGGCGGCCAGAGGAGACGCACGUUUCGGACGAGGAGACGAUGAAAAUGAAGAUGGAGCAGGAAAGGAUCCAGGCCAAGACGCGCGAACUUCGUGAGCGUCAGGCGCGAGAACGAGACUACGCCGAGAUCCUGGACGUGAGCCGCUCACCAGAGAGGUCCUCGGAGGAGGAGCACGCGUACGUCGGGGUCACCCUCCUCAACAACAGCGGGCACAACAGCCCCCGCAGUGACCACCACCACCACGGUCCACACAGCCCCCGCAAUGACCACGACCAGUUCCCCCGCUUACAUCAUCACCAUGCGCACCAGCACUCGGACUCCCUCUACACACAAGUCAGCAAGGUGCUCCCAGAGAGACCUCCUUCUGCAGACAGCAACCGCGUGGCUCCAAGCAACCACGACCGGAUACAGAGGCUGAGGCAAGAGUUCCAGCAGGCGCAGAACCUUCCGGACGACGGCGACGAUCGCCGAUGCGCUUUCGGCUUCGAGCAGCCCUGGUCCAAUGGUCCCGGCGCGGCGGCAGCGGGACAGCAGCCGGGUCGUCACUCGGUGUCGGUGGAGGUUCAGAUGCAGCGUCAGAGGCAGGAAGAUUCCUUCAGUCAAGCUCAGCGGCAGUACAGCUCACUGCCACGCCAACCGCGAAAGAAUCCCAGCUCCAUCUCUCAGGACUCUUGGGAAAAGUCGUACCCAGCCAACGAGGUCUUCCAGACAGCCAAAGACAAUCCUCGUUACUCUAGCUACCACCAGGGAUCCCGCAACGGCUUCCCCAGCACGGCCAACGUCAAUGCCAGGGUCCUUCUGGAAGCCCAGGAGCUUCUCAGGCAGGAGCAGAGACGGCGAGAGCUGGAAGCCAAGGACCGAGCCUCCCCCAGGGAUGCCCUGACCUCCCCAAUGGCGUCCCCCAAAGGCCCGUACCGCCACGAUGUGCCGCCUUCACCCUCUCAGCUCGCCAGACUCAACCGUAUUGGCUCAGAGAAAGGACGGCUCUUUUAUUCCUGAGGAUGAGAGCCCGUUCUAGCCCAGCGGCCGAGACCUCCAUUUUGUGACACGCAUGUUGAUGGCAUCUAUUUUGCCAACCGAACUGUGUGGCCCGCUUUUUGAAACGUCCCUCCAGGGGUGGUUCGACAUGUACGCCCCAUGCCUUGACUUCAUCUUUUUUCCUGCCGACAAGUGUCGUAUUCGUUGUUUUUCCACCUCAAUGCAAGGCUAACAUACUCACCACAUGAGAUUAUCACAUUCGAUCUACUUGUUACUCUUCCUACCAAAAUGAGUUUUCCCAAGGUGGAAAAAACACGCAGAGUGGAUUUUUUUCAUUUUAUUUUGCGCCUUAUUGCUAAGCUAUCAUGGUAACCAACACAGCCCCUAUCUCUACAUUGUCAACUUCCAGUUUCACCGUUUAGUUUAUUUUUUUCUCUCUGUGCUAUGCUAACAUGCUAACAACAUAUCCUGCAUACCCUUGCUGUUUUGUCAAAAGACUUCUCCAUUGAGAAAAGUGUACAGCGGCGGUUUUAUGAAGGUGUUUUUUUUUUCUCUGCAGUGUUAUGCUAAUAUUCUACCCAAAACCAAAAUAUCUACUUUCGAUCUAUUUCCUUUUUUACCUUCUGAAAUAAGACUCCCCUCCAGAGAAGUAGAAAGAAAAUAGAACAGUGUUUGUAGGAAUGUCCCAAUCACAGUUUUUGUACUGGAGUCUAAGUCACUUGAAAUGACUACAACCUCAAGUCCUGAUCCAGUCCAAGACAUACCAAAAUAAGUUCUUUUUUUUUUUUUAACUAGGCAAUAACAGCUCUUAAUGUUUGUAUUGACUUUUGUGUCUGAAUAGACUGUUUUCGACUGAUGUCACACUCUUUCACGUUGAGAACGCAGUAGCCAUUUUGGUUUGGUGAAUACUCGUAAACUAAGCAGGAAUCAUUUCAGAAAAGUGUACGAAUGGGGGCGCACUGCGACUGUAUGUUAUCGGUUGCUCAAACGAAAGCGGGCGUCUUUCUUUCGACUGCCAGCUGUGAUUAAGAACUAGUGCGAGAAAACGGAGCAGUUAGCAACAAAGCGGCGACAACUUGUGGCUGUUCCGUAUUAGCAGAGCCGAUCUAGUAGCUAAGUCAUUCCCUUAUGUCAGCAUUUGCUUGGAGGAUUUUGUUCUUGGUAAGUAUUGGAUACCUUUUAGAAUUUCACACCUACUAGCAAUGACUAAGUUCUGUGAAGGAGAAGUAUUCUUUAGGGCCAAGGGCCUACAUAAUACUCGUGUGUGAAUGCAAUGCAUGUCUCCAAAAUCUGUAUUUUCCGUUAUAUUCAAAUAAGUUUGCAAAAACAAGUUACCGCACCGCUAGCUGUUACGUGAGUAGAGUUAAAAAUGUAGCUGUGGAAGUGGAGAAUGAGGUGCGGACUCCACUUGGGACUGGUCCCGGUUGAACCUCUCUCUCCCCCUCUUGGUAACAAAAACGAAAAUAAUAAUCUACACCUCUUUCGUUGGUAUAAUCAACACAAUUGAACAACGCGGACCUUAAUCAUGCGGUACAUAUUUAAAUUGCAUUGUGCGGUACACUAACCUUAGCAGUGUGGAGACAGGUUGCUCACAAAGGGUACCGCGGCUAGCCAUUGAUGAAUUGGUUGUAGGCCUCCAGACCUUUGUAAUUCUUUAGUUGGUCCAUGGUAUAAGUGAUUGUCGAGAAAAGGAGAUAGUUGACGAUGUCUGGAUAGGUUACCGAUACCCACAGUUCGAAAUUCUUGCUCCAUUUUUCCUAGGCGUAUGGGUCAAUGUUGUCAAUAAAAGCACAUUUCUUGCCGUAAUGGUUUCUUGAAACAACAUCCAAUGAGCACCGAUACCUUUCCAAAGUCUUUUUAGCCAUCAUGCGUCACUUUUAACAAACAUUUGUGUAACUCCGGUCUGUAUGCAAAAGCAAUAGAGUGAACGGCGCGUCAGUAGAGUGAACCCAUCCGACAUGGCCAGGUGCCCCGGAUGUAGUCACAUGGUCGAAAACAGUCUAUACAUUAAGUCCGUGCUUAUGCUAAUGUGUUAAUAGCCAGCAUAGUUAUGAAAAGUGAGAUAUGACACAAUUUUUGGUGAGAGAAACAUCUGUAACUUACCGCAAGGUGUUUUCCUAAAUUAGAAUUUGGCUUAAAUAACCAAGUUUUGGCAAAGCUGUUCUUUUUAUGUAAACACUCAUAGUUGCUCUUUGAUUGGCCUGCAAAUGGUUCGUGUGCGCUCAUGUGACUUGGUUGUGCUGUUUGUUUGGUGAGUUGGAGUCAAAUGACACUAGUGAUCACGCUUGGAAAGCGCAACGGCUCCGUAUUUGGAAGUAGGUGAGGAAGUCUAAAAGUGCACGCAAUAAUGAAUAAAAGUAGCUAGCAGGAUGUUGAACAUUGUAAUGGAGUAAAAGUACUGACUUUUCACAUGAAUACUCGGGUAAAAGUUGAAUGUUCAUUCACACCACACUCGCAAGUGAAAUUUACCCAAAAUGUUACUUGAAUAAAUGUAGUGCGGUAUACAAAGGGGGACAAUAUGUUCGUUAAAAAAAAAAAAAGGUACAAAGCCCCUCCCACUUCUUGAAUGAAUAAUUAUGUGGUGUCUCCAUGGUGGAGAAUCAGCCAGAAAGUGUUGACAGUUCUUAUCUGCUGCCGAAUAACCCCCCACCCACCCAUCACUGACUCCCCCUCAACCACUCUGGGCUCAACUCUCUGGCCUGCCUGCCGCUCUGGGCCAUCCUCCUCGUCGUUAUACAUUAUCCUAACUACAUGCCUUCAACAUCCUUCCUCUACUGCCGCUUCACUGUCACCCCACCCGCCUGUCACCCAACCCACCUCCUCUGUUAUCCCCCCACCCCCCCACCCCCGCUUCCUCUCAUGAGCUGCUCUCAAACGGUGAAUUUUUCAUCACCAGCCACCUGCUGCCCGCGCGCACCACAAGAAAGAAAACCAGAUGCAAAGACUACUGCAAAUGAGCUCAUUUUGACACACAAGCACAUUUUUGUCAGGGAGCAGUCGGUUGAAGAGCAAUUUAAGUGAGAUAGUCAGACUCCAGUGGCCAACCUCCCCCAGGGUAGUUGUCAUAACUCAAAAUUCUUCCCACCUGACCCACUUUUGAGGGGGCAUUCACUGAAAAUUUUGCCUUACAACUCCAGUCAUAAUCAGUCCUUCCUCCAUUAUAAGCAUUCCAACUAUUUUAUCAAUUCGCUGCCACAUCAAAUUCCAAAGCAAACACUGAUAUCAGGUAUCUGUAUCACCCUCAUACCGGCCCUUUUCAAAAUACUGGGUAGUCAUGAAGGCUGCCAAUACCCUCUGGUAUGACCUUGAGGUAGAACUCCUCACAAGUAGUUGGCGGUACACUGCAAUCAUUAUUACCGUCAGAAAGAAAGAAAUUAAUUGAAAUGAGAUGUAUCAAAAGCACUAAUGUUAUCAGUACUCUGUAUUGGUGAGCACUCGAAUGGAUAAUCCUACUGGUAUUGGUCCGAAAUGAGGUAUUAAUUAAACAUUGCUAUUGUCAGGAUGCUGUUUGUAUCAUUGGUAGUAGGAACACUCCCACUGCAGCUCAGUUAGCAACAUUGAUAGUACCUUAUUAGUAUCUUAGCGAGAUCAACAUCUCACCAUCUUUCCAACUUUUCCAGUUAUAUGGUUCGGCCCUAUUAGGAUCUUAUUAGCACACUGCUAACAUUUGUUAGUAAAAUUGUUGACUGGUGCGUGUGGUGUCAGCUAACUUGGUCAAUGAAAGCAAUGGUUCUAGCACAGCUAUUAACAUUUUUACCACCAACACACAUAGCACAUUAAUAUUUACUUGCGUCGCCCCAUGUUUGAUCAAUCUUCGGACCUCUAAUAGGAUAUUGUCAGCAAUGUUGCUGUUGUAUGUUUUUUUACCAUAAUGGCUAGCACCUGGUUAGAAAACUUAUUGGUGUCACGUUACCAUCAUAGUGACAAAUUAAAAACAUUGUUUUCCUAAAUAUUUCCACUGCAUACGUUUUCAGGGCCAUGUUAGCAUUACUGUUAGCAAUAUUUCUGGCACCGCUGUUGCCAUCCCUGUUACAACAGAACUAGCACUUUGUUAGCAAUAUUGCUAGAGCCAUCUUAGCAACUAUGCUAGCGCCUUGUUAACAUAAUUUUGACCUGGUUGCCACUUCCGAUUAUAUUAGCAUACAUGUUAAUUUCAUUCCAUGUUUUUUUCCACAAAAGAUUCCUUGUACUCCUGCUAAAAUCUUACCAAGGCCAAGCUAAACUAGAUAUCUGAAAUGAAUAACCAACAGGCUGUUUUACGUAAAUUAUGUUCAUUACUCCAACAAAACCCACAAUCAUUGUUAAAAUUGAACUUUGCCAUCAUGCUUUGCGUUCCAAACAGUAUGCUAAAGAACAAGGUCGUUAGGUAGCAUUUGCAAGUUACACUUUAACUGCAUGAAACUUUUUUUUUCUAAUAUUUUUUGUUCCUUUUUGUGUGUGUAAUGAGUUGAAAAAAAUUGAAGUUUGUGUAUGUGGUGUCCUCAUUUACAUGAUGUGACAGAAGACAAGUUAUCUGUGAAUGUCAUGGUAACAGGACGCAACAUUAAUAAGUGCCUGAUGAUGAUGAUAAUGAUGUCAUAUUUUACACGAAGAAGGAUGCAACUUCUGCUCAUAGUGUUUUUAAAACUACAGUAUUUCACGAAGUUCCGGUACUCCUUUCUCUGCUUUGUUCGGAUUAUUAUUGCGGUAUUUUGAAGCGAGUGAUGUUGGUAUUUUGUUACACUAUUUUUAUUUGUUUGUUUGUUUGUUUUUUUAGUAAGAUGAAAAGUGGAACCUGAUGUGCAAUUGUUUAUUUUUCCUUGCCACAUUAUCAUAAGACACUUGUUGUGUACAUAUCAAUAUGUAGAAUA
Syngnathoides biaculeatus (alligator pipefish) is the source of this 9411-nucleotide messenger RNA. RefSeq names its product partitioning defective 3 homolog. Lineage: Eukaryota; Metazoa; Chordata; Actinopteri; Syngnathiformes; Syngnathidae. The transcript is spliced from 25 exons. Gene Ontology annotation, molecular function: protein binding; phosphatidylinositol binding. Bases 338 to 4582 code for a protein of 1414 amino acids. Gene Ontology annotation, biological process: establishment of cell polarity; microtubule cytoskeleton organization; cell adhesion. Gene Ontology annotation, cellular component: adherens junction; cell cortex; apical plasma membrane. The record is from RefSeq and is a predicted model, not a curated record.